This is a messenger RNA of Epinephelus moara (kelp grouper), 787 nucleotides long. RefSeq names its product gamma-glutamylaminecyclotransferase B-like. Lineage: Eukaryota; Metazoa; Chordata; Actinopteri; Perciformes; Serranidae. Bases 147 to 617 code for a protein of 156 amino acids. Gene Ontology annotation, molecular function: gamma-glutamylaminecyclotransferase activity. The record is from RefSeq and is a predicted model, not a curated record. The transcript is spliced from 2 exons.
AAGUCUUCACUGCGCAUGCGUUGUUUACACAUCUCCUAAAACAACUGAGGAAGCAAUUUAUCAAGCCGAACGAGUCAUUCUGGUUUUGAUGAAGCGACGACCCUUCAUCUCCAUCACAUCCCUGGUGUCUGCCCUCCUGCAUCCACAUGGCUCGUGUCUUCGUCUAUGGCACCCUGAAGAAAGGGCAGCCCAACUACUACCGCAUGUUUGAGAGCAUCAACGGUAAAGCGGAGUUCCUCGCCUCGGCCCGCACCACCCAGAAAUACCCUCUAGUGAUUGCCAGCAAGUACAACAUCCCUUUCCUCCUCAACAUCCCGGGCCAGGGUCACCGAGUCCGAGGAGAGAUCUACAAAGUGGACGACAAGAUGCUGAAAUUUCUGGAUGACUUUGAAACAGUUCCCACCAUGUACCAGCGGACUCUGGUCAAGCUGGAGGUGGAAGAGUGGGUGGGGGAGACAGAGGGAGAGGAGAGGCUGAAAGCAGGAAGCAUUACUGAGGCGUUUGUGUACAGCGCAACGACGUACAAGCCAGACUGGCCUUCACUGCCAUGCUAUGAGAGCUAUGAUUCUUUUGGAGAUCAUGGGCUUGAAUAUGUGUACAGAGAGGCACGGGACUGAUGUAGCUCGCUGGAAUAAGUAGUAAGUAGAGUAGAUCCAAGAAGAUAGCAAAUAUGAUCCAAGAAGUCUUCCUGUCUUCUACCUCUGUACCAAUCAGCCUCCAGAUAUUGUCAAGGAAGUAUGUGGAGGCCAUCUAUCAAUGACAUCUCAUAAAAUCAUACUUGAAAUCA